AUGGACAUGAUCCCGCUCAGCUUCAUCCUGUCCUUCUUCGUGACGGCCGUCGUCGCUCGGUGGACGCACAUGUUGAAUAAUAUUGGCCUUAUUGACAACUUGGCCCUUACAGCCGCCUUCCACAUCCACGGAACCACAGAACGAGCACGCAUGUUGCGAAGGAACAUUGUCCGUUAUGCCGUCCAGAUGCAACUUCUCGUCUUCCGCGACGUCAGCACACAGGUGCGCAAACGAUUUCCGACGAUCGAGUCGACAGUCACGGCUAACUUCUUCUCCGCCGACGAAAUGGAGACGUAUCUCAACUACGACAACACGUACACCAUGGCCAAGUAUUGGAUGCCGAUCGUCUGGGCACAAAAUGCCAUCCAUAUGGCCAAGAAAGAGGGGCUCAUCCAGUCGGAUAUCCAAUACAAUCAUAUGUGGCAGGUGCUGAUGGAGUGGCGCAGCCAAUUGGCCCAAAUCGUUCACUACGACUGGGUGCCCCUCCCAUUAAUGAAUUUGAAGAUCGGUCUCGCCAUAGCGGAUCGUGGAUGUUCUCACUUGGCCCCUCUAGAAAAAGAUCCCCAUUGGGAUUCGGCCCAGCCCCUCCUCUACAGUCAAUAUUCCCGUCCUGUCAAUGCCCUCUAUGGAUCGGCUGUGGGAAUGGACGACUCCAAAUCGCCGAUGGCACGCCGGAAAUCCACGCAAUUCAACAUGGUACCACUGGAAGGGGUUCUGGAAGAGACACCGGCUUGUCGAAAACCUACAAGAAUCGUCGCCCCGCCCAAAUCCGCGAUGGCUCAGAAGAAGUUCUCGCGCAGUCGGAUUGGAAGUGCUUCCGACUCGCUGUCAACAAUGACCUCGAUACCCGGAACCCCAAAAAACGGACAUCCAACCCCAUUUUUGCCAACCAUUCAGCUGAACUUGAUCGACGAAGCCGACGAAGCCGGGAGGGAUGUGGAACGAGGGCAUCCGGCCAACCAUUUCCUCGCAAACGGGAAGAAGAAACCGGAGGGCGGAAAUGACGAAAAAUUC
This is a messenger RNA of Mesorhabditis spiculigera, 1014 nucleotides long. Lineage: Eukaryota; Metazoa; Nematoda; Chromadorea; Rhabditida; Rhabditidae. The record is from the annotation of a GenBank genome assembly.